AUGGCUACGCCUGCGUACGGCGCCCAAGCCGGUACCGUUGCAGAACCCAACAAUGCCGCACUCUACGACGCUCGAAGAAGGCAAACAGUCAGCGGCUCCCAGAUUCUCGACAACAUCGUCUCAUUCUCCAAUUUCGACCGAGACGAAGUGGACAGACUGCGGAAAAGAUUCAUGAAACUGGACAAGGACAACAGCGGCACCAUUGAAAGGGAAGAGUUCUUGUCAUUACCACAAGUAUCCUCCAACCCUUUAGCCACGAGAAUGAUCGCUAUCUUCGAUGAAGACGGUGGAGGCGACGUUGACUUUCAAGAAUUCGUCCUAGGCCUGUCAGCAUUCUCGUCGAAAGGCAACAAAGAGGAAAAGCUCAAGUUCGCCUUCAAAGUCUACGAUAUCGAUCGUGACAAUUACAUCUCCAACGGAGAGCUGUUCAUCGUGCUCAAGAUGAUGGUCGGGAGUAACUUGAAAGAUCAACAACUGCAGCAGAUUGUGGACAAGACUAUCAUGGAAGCCGACAAAGAUGGUGAUGGGAUGAUCAGUUUCGAAGAGUUCAAACAAAUGGUCGAGAACACGGAUGUCAGCAUGAGCAUGACUUUAGAUCAAUUCUGA
Messenger RNA from Capronia epimyces CBS 606.96, 606 nucleotides. Its product is annotated as calcineurin subunit B. Bases 1 to 606 code for a protein of 201 amino acids. The record is from RefSeq and is a predicted model, not a curated record. The transcript has 5 exons. Gene Ontology annotation, molecular function: calcium ion binding; calcium-dependent protein serine/threonine phosphatase regulator activity. Lineage: Eukaryota; Fungi; Ascomycota; Eurotiomycetes; Chaetothyriales; Herpotrichiellaceae.